AUGGCUCCUAACAAUCUGCAAAGUGAUCAAGUGGCCGCCGCCGCCGCCGCCGCCGCCGACGAUUCAUCCACUUCUCCAAUUGACAAUGCCGCCCCAAGUUUGAUUGAGGAGAGUGCAGUGAGCACUGCAACUAGUGCUGCAUCUCCGGGCAAUGCCAACGCCAAUAAACCAAAGUCAUUCUGGGACCCGAACGAGGAGAAGGCUGCCUGCGGUGUCGGUUUCAUUGUCAACAUCAACGCCCAGGCGUCCAACAGGCUGCUCCUCAAUGCACAGACCAUCAGCGAUCGCAUGGAGCACCGAGGUGCCACCUCGGGUGACAACUCCACCGGAGACGGCGCCGGUUUGCUCACCUCGAUUCCGCACUCUUUCUACAAGGUGGCACUCAAAGCCUCGCACGACAUUGAUCUGCCUGAGCUGGGCAAGUACGCCACCGGCAUACUCUUCCUCGACAAGAUCACCUCCGACCAGGUGGAGGAGCGCUUUGAGCUGAUCGCCACUGAGAACGGCUUGAAGAUUCUCUGCUGGCGAACGGUGCCGAAGAACUCUUCGGUCAUCGGAGAGAUGGCCGGUUCGCAGGAGCCACUGAUGCGCCAGGUUUUCAUCGAACCGGUGGAUCCGGCCACGAGCGACGCCGAGUUCAAGCGAAAGCUCUUUGUGCUGCGCAAGUCAUCAACUCACAAGUUGAUCAACGAGGGUUUCCGCUACUACAUCUGCAGCCUUUCUACGUCCAUUGUCGUCUACAAGGGCCAGUUCACGCCCGCCCAGCUGUGGCAGUACUUUGACGACCUGCGCGAGACCAACUUUGAGUCGUACCUGGCCAUUGUGCACGCCCGCUUCUCCACCAACACCUAUCCCUCCUGGGAGCGGGCGCACCCGAAUCGCUACCUGGCGCACAACGGCGAGAUCAACACCCUCCGCGGGAACAUCAACCUGAUGCGCGCCCGCGAGGGCGUCAUGCGCUCCUCCAUCUUCGGCGACAAACUGCCGGAGCUCUACCCCGUCGUCGAGCCGAACAUGUCCGACUCGGGCUCGCUGGACAAUGUCCUCGAGUUUCUGGUCACCGUUGGCGGGCGCUCCCUCCCCGAGGCGGUGAUGACCAUGGUCCCUGAGGCCUGGCAGAACGACACGCAGAUGAACCCGGAGAAGCGGCUCUUCUACAAGUGGGCCGGCUGCGCCAUGGAGCCCUGGGACGGGCCCGCACUGCUCACCUUCACUGACGGCCGCUACAUCGGCGCCAUCCUCGACCGAAACGGCCUCCGUCCGGCCCGGUACUACCAAACGGAGAAUGGCGACGUCAUCAUGGCCUCCGAGGUGGGCGUCAUCGACGUGCCCAACUCGAAGAUCGUCGUCAAGCAGCGCCUGAAGCCCGGCCGGAUGUUGCUGAUUGACACGCAGGAGAAACUGUUCGUCAAGGACGAGCAGAUCAAGAUGGACAUCGCCAGCAAGUCGCAGUACGCCGAGUGGCUGAAGGAGCUCUUCACCAUCGGCGACCUGCAGCGGGCGAAGAACGUCGCCCCGCUGACCACCUUCAAGCGACGGGCCGUCCUGUUGGAGGGCCGCAGCGAGGAGGAGGUAGAAGGUCGUGCCAAGGUCCUUGAAGAUCGCCGCCUGGCGAUGUUCGCCUACACCACCGAGACCAUCAACAUGCUGCUGCUGCCGAUGGUGAAGACCAAGAAGGAGGCCCUCGGGUCGAUGGGCAACGACGAGCCACUCGCCUGUCUGUCCCUCUACCAGCCUCUCAUCUUCAGCUACUUCAAGCAGCUCUUCGCCCAGGUCACCAACCCGCCGAUCGACCCCUUCCGCGAGAAGAUUGUCAUGUCGCUGGCCUGCCCCGUCGGUCCCGAGGCAAACAUUCUGGAGCCGACGGCGGAGCAGUGCCGCCGCCUGUGGCUGGAGCAGCCGAUCGUCUCCAUUCCCGACUGUGAGAUCAUCAAAGAGACCUCGUACAAGGGCUGGAAGACCAAGGUCAUUGACUGCGUUUUUCCGGUGGCCGAAGGGCGACAGGGGCUGCUGAAGCGCCUGGACCACAUUCGCAAGGAGGCCUGUGAGGCGGCUCGCAAGGGCUACACCGUCAUCGUCCUGAGCGACCGAAAGGCGGGGCCCAAGUUUGUGCCGGUUAGCAUCCUGCUGGCCCUGGGCAGCACCCACCACUACCUGAUCAACGAGCGGCAGCGCAUGAAGGUGGCCCUCAUCUGCGAGACGGGCGAGGCCCGCGAGGUGCACCACAUGUGCGUGCUUCUGGGUUACGGCGCCGACGCCAUCUGCCCCUACCUGGUCUUCGAGACGGUGGCCGCCCUGCGCGAGGAGGGCAUCAUCGAGCUGGCCGACGAGGACGCCUACCGCAACUACUUCGUCGCCAUGGAGACGGGCAUCGCCAAGGUCAUGGCGAAGAUGGGCAUCAGCACGCUACAGAGCUACAAGGGCGCGCAGAUCUUCGAGGCGGUCGGCUUGGGCGAGGACGUCAUUGAGCUGUGCUUCAAGAACACGCCUUCUCGAGUGGGAGGGAUCAGCUUCAACGUGCUGGCUGACGAGGCGCUGGAGCGACAUUCGAUUGCCUUCAAUAAGAAGUACUUUACCGACCAGCUGAUUCUGCGCAACCCGGGCUUCUACCACUGGCGAUCGGGCGGGGAGAAGCACAUCAACGAUCCGAUGGCCAUUGCCAGUCUCCAGGAGGCGGCCUCAGCCAACUCCCGCCAGGCGUACAAAAGCUUCGUUCAGGCGACGCGAAACGCCGUCAAGGACUGCGCCCUGCGCGGCCAGCUCGAUUUUGUGUACGCCACAAAGGCCGUCCCGCUGGACGAGGUGGAGCCGGCGGUGAGCAUCGUCAAGCGCUUCUGCACCGGCGCCAUGUCCUUUGGCUCCAUAAGCUACGAGACGCACACCACCCUGGCCAUGGCCAUGAACGCCAUUGGGGGCAAGUCGAACACCGGCGAGGGCGGCGAGGACGCGGAGCGGUGGAUUGUCAAGGACGAGAAUGCCAAUCGCCGGUCGGCCAUCAAGCAGGUGGCCAGUGGCCGCUUCGGCGUCACCGCCGCCUACAUCGCCAACGCCGAUGAGCUGCAGAUCAAGAUGGCGCAGGGGGCGAAGCCGGGCGAGGGCGGCGAGCUGCCCGGCCACAAGGUCUCCGUGGAGAUCGCCAAGACGCGACACUCGGUGCCCGGCGUGGGCCUCAUUUCGCCGCCGCCCCACCACGACAUCUACUCCAUCGAGGACCUCUCCGAGCUGAUCUACGAUCUGAAGUGCUCCAACCCGGAGGCGCGAAUCUCGGUUAAGCUGGUCAGCGAGGUGGGCGUGGGCAUUGUGGCGGCCGGCGUGGCCAAGGGCAAGGCUGAGCACAUCACCAUCUCCGGACACGACGGCGGCACGGGCGCCUCCAGCUGGACCGGCAUCAAAAAUGCCGGCCUCCCCUGGGAGCUGGGCAUCAGUGAGACCCAUCAGGUGCUAGUAGCAAACAACCUCCGCUCCCGAGUCGUCCUCCAGUGUGACGGACAGAUUCGCACCGCCUCCGAUGUGAUCAUCGCCGCCCUGCUGGGCGCCGAUGAGUUUGGCUUCUCCACCGCGCCCCUCAUUACCCUGGGCUGCAUCAUGAUGCGCAAGUGCCACCUGAACACCUGUCCGGUGGGCAUCGCCACGCAGGACCCGGAGCUGCGCAAGAAGUUCAAGGGCGCCCCGGAGCACGUCAUUAACUACUUCUUCCUGCUAGCGGAGGAGAUUCGCGAGGAGAUGGCCAAGCUGGGCAUUCGCCGCUUCCAGAACCUGAUCGGCCGCACUGAGCUACUCCACUUUUCGCCCAACCAGAAGAACCCCAAGGCGCAGAUGCUCGACUACACGCUGAUCCUCUGCAAUGCCCUCUCCCUCCGCCCGGAGACGAACAUCGUCGGCGGCUCGGUGAAGCAGGACUUUGAGCUGCAGAAGCGCAUGGACAACAUCCUCAUUGACCGUUCCAAGAAGAUCAUCAGCGGCAACUUCCUCGAGCCGGUCAACGCCGAGUUCACCAUCACCAACCAGGACCGAGCCUUCGGCGCCACGCUCAGCUACCACAUCGCAAAGCGUUUCGGGGAGGACGGCCUCCCGAAAAACCUGAUCUUCGUGAAGCUGACCGGCAGCGCCGGCCAGUCCUUCUGUCUCUUCCUCUCAAAAGGCGUUGUCGUGGAGUUGGAGGGCGAGUGCAACGACUACGUCUGCAAGGGCCUUUCCGGCGGCGAGGUGGUCAUCUACCCGCCGAAAGACCUGCCUGAGUCCUUCAAGUCGGAGAGCAACGUCAUCGUGGGCAACGUCUGCCUCUACGGCGCCACCUCCGGCAAGGCCUUCAUUCGGGGCAUCGCCGCGGAGCGCUUCUGCGUCCGCAACUCGGGCGCCGUCGCCGUGGUGGAGGGCGUCGGCGACCACGGCUGCGAGUACAUGACUGGCGGCACCUGCGUCAUCCUCGGCCUCACCGGACGGAACUUCGCUGCGGGCAUGUCCGGCGGCAUUGCCUACGUCUACGACGUGGACGGCAAGUUUGAGCUUCGCUGCAACAAGGCGAUGGUGGACCUGUUUCCCCUCGAGGAGGAGAAGGAGAUCUCCAAGCUGGCGGAGCUGAUCAACGAGUUCUGCGAGCGCACCGGCUCCACCGUGGCCGAGCACAUUCUCGACGAGUGGGAGGCAGAGUCGAAGAAGUUCAUCAAGGUGUUUCCUCACGAGUACCAACGCGUGCUGAACGACAUGAAACUGAAGAAGCCGCUCAUUCCCAGUCGACGACCCAGUCCGGCGACGACGCCCAGCGAGCCGCCGAAAGACAUCGAGGACCUCAUUCCCGACCCGAAUAAGCUGGACAAGGUGAAGGGCUUCAUGAAGUACAAGCGCAUUAAGACGUACUACAAGAAG
This is a messenger RNA of Rhagoletis zephyria (snowberry fruit fly), 4866 nucleotides long. NCBI's taxonomy places the organism in Eukaryota, Metazoa, Arthropoda, Insecta, Diptera, Tephritidae. The record is from RefSeq and is a predicted model, not a curated record.